Messenger RNA from Sitodiplosis mosellana (orange wheat blossom midge), 2191 nucleotides. RefSeq names its product guanine nucleotide-binding protein G(o) subunit alpha-like. The transcript is spliced from 6 exons. Gene Ontology annotation, molecular function: GTPase activity; guanyl nucleotide binding; G protein-coupled receptor binding. The record is from RefSeq and is a predicted model, not a curated record. NCBI's taxonomy places the organism in Eukaryota, Metazoa, Arthropoda, Insecta, Diptera, Cecidomyiidae. Gene Ontology annotation, biological process: adenylate cyclase-modulating G protein-coupled receptor signaling pathway. Gene Ontology annotation, cellular component: heterotrimeric G-protein complex. The coding region runs from base 726 to 1805 and encodes 359 amino acids.
GAAGAAACGACUCAUUCGGUUUUGGUUUCUCUGUGUAUGUGACUGGACUAGAGAAUUCAAAAGCCGUUGAUAUUGGUUUUCUGCUCAUUCGUUCAGUGUAUUAUUUUUCUUUUAAUUGGAUUGCGGCGAACGAAGCAUAGAUCGCGUACCACACACAAACGACUCGCACAAACACACGUAUAAAUGUGUCUCACAGCGAGCGACGUUAUUAAGAUAGAAGAACCGAGUGAGAAAAAAGCACGCUGCAUAAUAUAAACAAUCUUUUUUCUCAUUAUGUACUUUGAGCUACAUGUGCGCCAUAUCGUUUGUUUUUGUUGAACUGAAUAGCUGGUUCGGUGGUUGAAAUUGUUCUAUUUUCUGUGUUUCUUUUUGUAGUGCAAUCAUUUUAUCAUCGGCAAAUAUUUUCAACUAUUUAAACAUCAUUGAAUGUGUAAUAAGAUGCAGCUACAUUAAGAGGGAUUCUGAGUGGGAAAAAAGAAAAAAAAAUCGGCAUACAGUUGAAUCGGUUCAUAGUGUCCAUCAAAACGUGUUGUAAAUCUCGAAGGAGCAGCAAACAGGUGAACAUCAUCAUCAUCAUCAUCGUCGUUGUCGGUGUCGCUUUUUUUUGUCUCGGUUGAUCGAAAACGUGUGCGCGUCCACGCGCGACUCUGACAUUCGCACAUCACUUUUAGUUGUUCAUGUCGCUGUUGUUCAAAUGUAAAUCAAUUAGCCAUUCGAUGUAAUUGAUGGGUGCGUGCCUAACAUUGGAGCGCGAUGAAAUGAUCGCGCGUAAGCGUAGCGAAGAGAUCGACAAGCAACUAGAUGCAUUGGCUAAAGAACGACCCAGAGUACUUAAAAUACUUUUGCUCGGCGCUGGCGAAAGCGGCAAAAGUACAUGGGUCAAACAAAUGAAAAUCAUCCACACAGAUGGAUUUUCGCAAUCGGAAUUAUCGGCCUUUCGUCCGACCGUUUUGGAUAAUUUGCUUGCCUCCAUGAAAUAUGUAUUAACCGGCAUGGGAUUGUUACGCAUCAAUUUGGAGCACUCAUCGAAUAAGGUCUAUGCUGAAAUUGUACUUUCCAGCCCCAGUUGCUUUGACAUGGAAUUCAAAAUAAUCGAUCGUGUUCGGAGCGCACUGAAAGUACUAUGGAAAGAUCGCGGCAUUCGAUUAGCCGUUGCAAGAGGCUACGAUUACGAGCUCAAUGAUUCAGCACUUUACCUUUUCGAAAACAUGGACCGAAUUUGUGAUGAUAAUUACAUGCCAACACCAACCGAUGUUCUACGGGCACGCGUUCGUACCAAUGGCAUCAUCGAAACCAACUUUCGUGUCAACGACACAAUUAUCAGCAUGUACGAUGUUGGUGGUCAACGAUCUCAACGCCGAAAAUGGGUGUAUUGCUUCGAAGACGUGCGAGCAGUGCUGUUUGUGGUUGCGCUCAGCGGCUACGAUAUGACAUUGCUGGAAGACACAACGGUGAAUCGACUUGAAGAGAGUCUCAAUUUGUUUGAGCAAAUCGUGAAUAAUCGUUGGUUCAAAGAAGCCUCGUUCGUAUUGUUCCUCAAUAAAUUGGAUUUAUUCCGUGAAAAAAUCAUGUCGAGCAGUCGACAUCUACGAAAUUUCUUUCCGGACUAUACAGGUCCCGAUCGAAAUAUUGAUCAAGCUGCCUUAUUUAUCCAGAAAAAGUUUCUACAACGAAAUCAUAAUGCGCGUCGUGUGAUAUGCCCACAUUUUACCACAGCCACCGACACAGCCAAUGUGCAAACCGUAUUCCAGGUCGUCAUGGAAACUGUGAUCAAAGAAAAUUUGGGCAAUGUUACAUUACUCUGAUGCAACCACGUUUUAAGACAGACCAAGACAGACAGACAGACAGACAUACACACACACACACAAAGAGAGAGAGACAAACAAUAAGAAGCCAAUACGAUUAUUUAUAUAUAUUAUUUUAUUACAUUUUAUUGAGAGAGAAUACGGUUUAUGUAUAUUUUUUGAGAGAUUUACUAAAUUUAUCACAAGUGCAAAAUAUGAUUAACGUACAGAUUUAUUCCAUUUUGUUUGUCUUCUAGCAGAUUUUCAUAUGCUCUAUGAUAUUCUCAUUCAAUGUUGAAGGCACUCAUUGAGUUUCACUUGAGAAUUUUUUUUGCCGUAGCAAUAGUAAUUUUUCAUACAGUCUUGCUCUUGAUAAAGAAAAGAAAUUAAAAUUUUAUUUCUUAAAA